Trypanosoma conorhini is the source of this 2040-nucleotide messenger RNA. RefSeq names its product rRNA biogenesis protein. Bases 1 to 2040 code for a protein of 679 amino acids. Gene Ontology annotation, biological process: rRNA processing. Gene Ontology annotation, cellular component: nucleolus; small-subunit processome. Lineage: Eukaryota; Euglenozoa; Kinetoplastea; Trypanosomatida; Trypanosomatidae. Gene Ontology annotation, molecular function: RNA binding; protein binding. The record is from RefSeq and is a predicted model, not a curated record. The transcript has a single exon.
AUGCAGUUUCGCGACUACCGCGUGCACCACGCCGCACCCGAUGGCAUUGUGGUGCAGCUUCCAGGCAACGGCGGGUUUGGCAGGCUGACGGUUGAGACAUUAGGCGGCGACCUACUUGCGGAGAAGCUCCUCAAACGCCUUGCCUCGCGCGAACAGGUGCGGGCCGUGGCGCGACGCACGCGUGACGCGCAGCAGUACCGUCUUCUUAGCAUACAACUGCGCGAGCUCUGGAGCGAUGUUGCGACGUACCCGCCGCCCGUGGCCACGCUGCUCCCAAAUUUGUUUCGCAAAAAUGUGCUCCUGGGGCUAGGCACCACCACAAUGGCGCGUGUCGUGAAGGCUUCCCCGCAGCGCGGGGCGGUGCUGUCCGUCGCCGGCGGCCUCACCGCCUUGGCCGCGCUGGAGCACGUCCCUGAGGAUGCCGGGACGGUGGAGGUGCGGCUGCUCAACUACGACGUUCCGACCGGCGUCGCCAGUGUCACGGCGCGGGCGGAGGUGGUUGAGCGCACCCCUAGCGACGUGGUCGCCAUGCAGGCACUCCUCUCGGGCCUACAGGUGGGCGACGUGGUGUCGGCCACGGUGCUGCUUUCCUGCACAGAUGACCGCUGCGCCGUGGUUGAGGUUGCGUGCGGCGAGAGCAGCCUGAUUGGGUACUACGUUUACGAUUGGCCUGGCACCGCCGCCCCCGGCGAGCCCCCCGUUGUGGGAACGUCGAUGCAGCUCGUGAUUGAGUUUGUGCCGCAUGAAGCGUUGCUGCAGGAGGUUCUCCCCUUCCUUGUGCUUUCCAGCCAUCGCGCCGUCUUUACGUUGCCGCAGUGGCGCAGGGCACCGUUGCCGGCAGGCGUGAAGGGGCUCCUCGGCCUCUUCCCCUGGCGCGACCGCAAGAGGCAGCACGCAGUUGGGAAGCGGCAGCACCAGCAGCGACACCCCGAAACCGAGAGCGACGACGACGACGACGACGACGAAGCUGCUUGCGCUGCCGCCAAGCACGCGGGAGGGGAACACAAAAUGCGCAAGCGAAAACUUGAGGAGGCCAUUGACGCCUAUGAGCGUUCGAUGGAGACGGCUGUGCCAUCCUCGCCGGAGGAGUUCCAGCGCCUACUGCUGGCUGCGCCCAACAACAGCUACUUGUGGGUUCAGUGGAUGGCGCACCACGUUGCACUUCAGCAGCAGGAGGAGGCACGGCUGGUGGCGGAAAAGGCGCUGAGCACCAUCGGCGUUCGCGAGACCCAGGAGCGCAUGAACGUCUGGGUGGCCUACAUGAAUCUCGAGAACCUGCAUGGUACGGCGGAGUCUCUCUCGGCGGUGUUUAAGCGGGCGCUGCAGCACGCGCCUGAUCAACGUGUCGUGUACGAGCGUCUUGCCGACAUUUUCGCCGCCACACGCAAGCCAAAUCAGCUGCUCGCCUUGUGUCGCACCAUGGUCUCGAAGUUUCGCAAUGAGCCACGCACGUGGGAGCGACUUGGGGUGGUGCUCAUAGACCAGAAAAAACGCGAUCAGUUGAAGCGCAUGGUGAAGGAUAUGGGAAGUGCGCUGCGUCGGGACGCCUACGCGCUGACCGUGGUGCGCCUCGCCAUUCACGAGUACAAAACCGGCGGCGUCGAGAAUGGCCGCGCGUUGUUUGAGGGUCUGGUUGUGCGAAUGCCGAAGAAGUCGGAUGUGUGGUCGGCGUACUUGGAUCAGGAAAUGGCGCUGCUUGUGCGCCGCGACGCAUCCGCCGCCGCGUCCAUCGUGCGAGCGCUGCUGGAGCGUGCGGUUGCCACGAACUUCUCCGCAAAGGUGAUGCAGCAGUUCCUCACACGCUUCAUGUCAUUUGAGCGGAACUACGGCUCACCCGCGGACGUGGAAAAGGUGAAGGCCCGCGCGCGAAGCUACGUGGAGGCAAAAAUCCAUGCGUCGGUAGGAGAAGGAGGGAGUGGCGGCGGCGGCGGUGUCCCCGCCACCGCCCACGCGGGUAGAAACCAUAAGAGUAAUAAUACUAACAAGGGCAAUAAUGCCGACACGGAGGCUGCCGUCGAAAAUGACGAGACGGGUGAGUAG